Messenger RNA from Sclerotinia sclerotiorum 1980 UF-70, 840 nucleotides. RefSeq lists its product as hypothetical. The transcript has 3 exons. The record is from RefSeq and is a predicted model, not a curated record. Gene Ontology annotation, biological process: asparaginyl-tRNA aminoacylation. Bases 1 to 840 code for a protein of 279 amino acids. NCBI's taxonomy places the organism in Eukaryota, Fungi, Ascomycota, Leotiomycetes, Helotiales, Sclerotiniaceae. Gene Ontology annotation, cellular component: mitochondrion. Gene Ontology annotation, molecular function: asparagine-tRNA ligase activity; ATP binding.
AUGGAUAGCGUUAUGGACCUUGUCGAGAAUAUGCUAAGACAUUUGACAACAAACCUUUAUUCUACUCAGGUAGGGAAAGAAAUAUUGGAAGCGAAGCGAAGCGGCGACGAAGAAACCGAUACCAUAAACAGAAACUGGGAAUUGACACGAAGAUGGGAAGGCAUGAUGAAGGAAUCUUGGCCACGGAUCACCUAUACGCGAGCUAUCAAAGAGCUUCAAGAAAGUGGGCAAAGUUUCGAACAUCCUCCUAUCUUUGGUUCGGGUCUUCAAGCUGAACACGAGCGCUAUAUCGCCGACGCGAUCGGACUUGGAUCGCCUGUCUUUGUAACAGAUUAUCCAAAACCCAUCAAGCCAUUUUACAUGCUGCCUUCAGAAAAUUCAGGCGAAGGAAAAACUUCGGAGACUGUCCAAUGUUUCGAUCUUCUAGUUCCUGAGGUAUGUGAAAUCGUAGGUGGAUCUAUGCGUGAAUAUAGAUUGCCGGAACUAAUUUCUGCUAUGCGAGCGAACGGUAUGGUGCGAGGUGAUGCAGGAGAAGAAGACUUCGGUUCCUUGAAAUGGUACACAGAACUGAGACGCUGGGGAAGUGUACCUCAUGGAGGAUUUGGCUUGGGAUUCGAUAGAUUGUUGGGAUAUCUUGCCGGUGUGCAGAAUAUAAGGGAAAUUGUCACAUUUCCACGAUGGCAUAGUGGUUUCAAGAUGAAGGUUGACACAAACUGGGACCAACUUGGCAUCAGGCAUUCUCCUAAGGGAAUUCGAUCGACAAAAUCCACGAUUGAAGCGGAUAUUUCUCUUGACAAUAAGGGAAUUCCUGGUUGUGAGCAACCGGAGAAGCGACCAUAA